Messenger RNA from Hemiscyllium ocellatum (epaulette shark), 7783 nucleotides. RefSeq names its product disco-interacting protein 2 homolog C. Bases 122 to 4966 code for a protein of 1614 amino acids. Lineage: Eukaryota; Metazoa; Chordata; Chondrichthyes; Orectolobiformes; Hemiscylliidae. The record is from RefSeq and is a predicted model, not a curated record. The transcript has 39 exons.
CAUGGCGGUAGUGUGAAGCGGUGGAGAUUCCCCCCUUCUGUAUAAUAUCAUGCAUCUCCUACAGCCCUCUGCAAAGUGCUGAAGUGUGGCCUCGUCACUCGGACACAAAGAGAGAGAGAGAAUGGCGGACCGCAGCAUUGAUAGUCUGCCUCUUCCUCUCGAGGUGAGGGCGAAGCUGGCCGAGCUGGAUUUGGAAUUAUCCGAAGGAGACAUCACACAAAAAGGCUACGAGAAGAAGCGAUCCAAAUUGCUUGGGGCUUACCUACCACAACCUCCAGGAGUGGAACCUUCACUACCACAAGAGCGUCGAACACCAGUCACACCGUCAUCCUCCUCCAGAUACCACCGUCGCCGGUCAUCAGGGUCACGAGAUGAACGUUACAGAUCAGAUGUCCACACAGAGGCAGUGCAAGCUGCUCUUGCCAAACAUAAAGAGAGAAAAAUGGCAGUUCCUAUGCCAUCGAAAAGACGGUCUCUGGUGGUGCAAACCUCAAUGGAUGCCUAUACACCUCCAGAUACCUCAUCUGGUUCAGAAGAUGAGGGAUCAGGGCAAGGUGAUUCCCAAGGAACCCCCUCCUCCAGCCAAGGCAGUCUGAAUAUGGAACACUGGAUAAGUCGAGCAAUCCAUGGGUCCACCACAUCUUCUACCAACUCCUCCUCUUCUACACAGAGCGGUGGAAGUGGUGCUGCUAAUGCACUGGCUGAUGUCAUGACACAAACGCACAUCGAAAACCACUCUGCACCUCCAGAUAUCACAACUUAUACAACAGAACACUCAAUACAGGUUGAACGUCCCCAAGGAUCGACACCAAGAGCAGUCCCAAAGUAUGGAAAUGCUGAACUAAUGGAAACUGGUGAUGGAGUACCAGUAAGCAGCCGAGUCUCUGCAAAGAUCCAGCAGCUUGUAAACACCCUUAAGCGGCCGAAACGCCCUCCAUUACGAGAAUUCUUUGUUGAUGAUUUUGAAGAAUUACUGGAAGUUCAACAGCCAGACCCUAACCAGCCAAGACCAGAGGGAGCACAAAUGCUAGCCAUCAGGGGAGAGCAGCUGGGAGUAGUAACGAACUGGCCACCAUCCCUGGAGGCAGCUCUUCAGCGCUGGGGUACCAUUUCUCCAAAGGCACCUUGUUUGACCACCAUGGAUACAAAUGGAAAACCACUUUACAUCCUUACAUACGGGAAGCUGUGGACAAGAAGUAUGAAAGUGGCUUACAACAUCCUUCAUAAACUAGGCACCAAGCAAGAGCCAAUGGUCAGGCCUGGAGACAGGGUAGCACUUGUUUUUCCAAACAAUGAUCCUGCUGCUUUUAUGGUUGCAUUCUAUGGUUGUCUGCUGGCAGAGGUAGUUCCUGUUCCUAUUGAAGUACCCCUUACUAGAAAGGAGAUAAAGCAACGUUUCCUCCGACUCACUGUGAGCAACGCCAUGGGAGAUCUGCUAGCUUUAAUAAUAAAAAUGGAUGCUGGAAGCCAACAAAUUGGUUUUCUAUUGGGAAGUUGUGGUGUUACUGUAGCAUUAACUAGCGAUGCUUGUCAUAAAGGUUUGCCUAAAAGCCCAACAGGGGAGAUUCUACAAUUUAAAGGUUGGCCACGGUUGCUGUGGUUUGUAACAGAAUCUAAGCACCUAUCUAAGCCACCCCGGGAUUGGUUUCCUCAUAUCAAGGAUGCAAAUAAUGACACUGCGUACAUUGAGUACAAGACAUGUAAAGAUGGCAGUGUGCUAGGUGUGACUGUGACACGAAUUGCACUCUUGACUCAUUGUCAGGCUUUGACUCAGGCCUGUGCAUAUACAGAAGCGGAAACCAUAGUGAAUGUAUUGGAUUUUAAGAAGGAUGUUGGAUUGUGGCAUGGUAUUCUUACGAGUGUUAUGAACAUGAUGCAUGUUAUCAGUAUUCCAUAUUCAUUAAUGAAGGUGAACCCCCUUUCAUGGAUACAGAAAGUCUAUGCAUAUAAGGCUAAAGUGGCAUGUGUGAAGUCCAGGGACAUGCAUUGGGCCUUGGUUGCACACAGAGAUCAGCGAGACAUUAACCUCACCUCACUACGGAUGCUAAUAGUAGCAGAUGGAGCUAAUCCUUGGUCUAUUUCUUCUUGUGACGCAUUCCUUAAUGUCUUCCAAAGCAAAGGAUUACGUCCAGAAGUAAUCUGUCCUUGUGCCAGUUCUCCAGAAGCUUUGACUGUAGCAAUUCGAAGGCCAACAGAUGAUACCAACCAGCCACCUGGCCGAGGGGUGCUCUCUAUGCACGGCUUGAGUUAUGGGGUGAUAAGAGUGGACUCUGAAGAAAAGCUGUCGGUCCUGACUGUGCAAGAUGUUGGCCUGGUGAUGCCCGGAGGUGUGAUGUGUGUUGUAAGACCAGAAGGAAUUCCAUUACUCUGUAGAACUGAUGAAAUAGGCGAACUUUGUGUGUGCUCCAUUGCUGCAGGUACAUCCUACUACGGUCUAUCAGGAAUGACGAAGAACACUUUUGAGAUGUUCCCAAUGAUGAGCUCAGGAGCCCCUAUCAGUGAAUAUCCAUUUGUCAGAACUGGACUCUUGGGUUUUGUUGGCCCUGGCGGAAUGGUCUUUGUUGUGGGAAAAAUGGAUGGCCUGAUGGUGGUCAGUGGGAGGCGGCACAAUGCAGAUGACAUUGUGGCAACAGCGCUUGCAGUGGAACCAAUGAAGUUUGUCUACAGAGGAAGAAUAGCUGUGUUUUCUAUAAAUGUUUUGCAUGAUGAGAGGAUCGUAAUCAUUGCUGAACAGAGACCAGAUUCUACUGAGGAAGAUAGCUUUCAGUGGAUGAGUAGAGUCCUUCAGGCCAUUGAUGGUAUUCAUCAAGUAGGGGUUUACUGUUUGGCUCUCGUACCUGCUAAUACUCUUCCAAAAACUCCUCUUGGAGGCAUACACCUCUCAGAAACCAAACAGUGCUUCUUAGAAGGUUCCCUCCACCCAUGCAAUGUGCUAAUGUGUCCGCACACUUGUGUAACAAAUCUGCCCAAGCCAAGGCAGAAACAGCCAGAGAUCGGCCCUGCUUCUGUUAUGGUUGGAAAUCUGGUAUCAGGAAAGAGGAUUGCCCAAGCUAGUGGAAGGGAUUUAGGACAAAUUGAAGACAAUGACCAAGGUAGAAAGUUUAUGUUUCUUGCUGAAGUUCUUCAGUGGCGUGCACAAACUACUCCUGACCACGUGCUAUUCACAUUACUGAACUCUCGGGGUACAAUAGCCAAUUCGUUAACAUGUCUUCAGCUACAUAAACGAGCUGAGAAAAUAGCAGUUAUGUUGAUGGAGAGGGGGCACCUACAGGAUGGAGAUCAUGUGGCUUUAGUUUAUCCACCAGGAAUAGACUUAAUUGCAGCAUUUUAUGGAUGCCUGUAUGCAGGUUGUGUGCCAAUAACAGUCCGUCCUCCACACCCGCAGAAUAUUGCUACCACGUUACCCACAGUGAAGAUGAUUGUGGAGGUCAGCAGAUCAGCAUGUAUAAUGACAUCGCAAUUGGUAGUAAAACUUCUAAGGUCGCGGGAAGCAGGAGCAGCAGUUGAUGUAAGAACAUGGCCUCCUGUUUUAGACACAGAUGAUUUGCCAAAGAGACGGCCUGCCCAGAUUUAUAAGCCCUCCAAUCCUGACACUUUGGCUUACCUUGACUUUAGUGUAUCUACGACAGGAAUGCUAGCAGGAGUGAAGAAAAACUACUGCUGGGAGGUUGAAGACUCUUACACAGGAGCACCUGGCAUAUAUACACAAGCCUUGCCCUCUAUUUCCAUCAAUCAGUUCACUCAUAAUAUGUCCCAUGCAGCAACUAGUGCCUUGUGUCGUUCGAUAAAGCUGCAGUGCGAGCUUUACCCAUCCCGAGAAGUAGCAAUCUGCCUGGAUCCCUACUGUGGUCUUGGAUUUGUUCUUUGGUGCCUCUGUAGUGUCUACUCAGGGCACCAGUCAAUCCUCAUCCCUCCUUCAGAACUGGAGAUAAAUCCUUCACUCUGGCUCCUGGCUGUCAGUCAGUAUAAGGUUCGAGACACUUUCUGCUCGUACUCCGUUAUGGAACUCUGCACAAAGGGGCUCGGCUCUCAAACUGAAUCACUGAAGACAAGGGGAUUGGAUCUAUCUCGUGUACGAACCUGUGUUGUUGUUGCAGAAGAGCGGCCAAGGAUAGCUCUCACCCAGUCUUUUUCUAAGUUAUUUAAGGACCUGAAUCUUAAUCCAAGAGCAGUUAGUACAUCAUUUGGCUGCAGAGUGAAUCUUGCUAUUUGCCUUCAGGGUACAUCAGGACCAGAUCCCACAACUGUUUAUGUGGAUAUGAGAGCGCUAAGGCAUGACAGGGUCCGUUUAGUGGAAAGAGGAUCUCCUCACAGUCUGCCACUAAUGGAGUCUGGCAAAAUCCUUCCUGGAGUGAGGAUAAUCAUUGCCAAUCCUGAAACAAAAGGGCCACUGGGUGACUCGCACCUUGGAGAGAUAUGGGUUCACAGUGCUCAUAAUGCUAGUGGAUAUUUCACCAUUUAUGGAGAUGAAUCACUUCAAUCCGACCACUUUAACUCACGCCUGAGCUUUGGAGACACGCAAACCGUAUGGGCCCGAACAGGUUACUUGGGAUUUCUUAGACGAACUGACCUUACUGAUGCAAAUGGAGAGCGACAUGAUGCACUGUAUGUUGUUGGUGCCUUGGAUGAAGCAAUGGAGUUACGAGGAAUGAGAUACCACCCCAUUGACAUUGAAACAUCUGUGAUUCGUUCCCACAAGAGCAUCACUGAGUGUGCGGUGUUUACCUGGACAAAUCUUUUGGUGGUGGUGGUGGAGCUGGACGGAUCAGAACAAGAGGCUUUGGACCUUGUUCCUUUGGUCACUAAUGUGGUUCUGGAGGAACAUUACCUAAUUGUGGGAGUUGUGGUUGUGGUUGAUGUUGGAGUGAUCCCAAUCAACUCUCGUGGAGAAAAGCAGCGUAUGCAUUUAAGGGAUGGAUUUUUGGCCGACCAACUAGAUCCUAUCUAUGUGGCCUACAAUAUGUAGCCUCCUGUUCUAAGGCUCCGGUUAACAAUGUGUAUGUACAUAUGUAAAGAGAACUCUUGGUGUUCACCACAAAGUGUGCAGAAACCAAUAGACAGUACUUGUUCCACACAGGGACUUUCUGCACUUGCAAGCACUCUUGACUCGCCACAAAGAUGUGAAACUAAUUCUUUGUACCACAGACGUUUAAUAGGCAAAGACAAUGAUAAGUACACAACCCUUUGAAAGUCAAAAGCCCCAUUCUGGAGCCUAUUUCUUGCUUGUUGGUUGAUUAACUGCUUUUGAAGUAAGUGUACUAUCUGCGCUCUGUAUUUUUAAGUUAUAUCAGCUGAAGUUGCUUACGUUUUUUAAUCUGCCCUCUAAGGGGGUGCUUUUUAUGUAUUCACAUACUGUGGCAAAAAGCAAGUAUUUUAGAUUGUCGAUUCUUGAGAUUUGGUCAAAAAUUGUCAAAACGUUGUAAACAAGGAACCUUCUAUCUAGAACUGAUUGGCUGAGGACAUUUUGCCCCCUCCUUUUUUUUUCUUAUGUCUAGUAUUAGGAGGUACAAGAGUAAUGUCCACCCUGUCAACACCAUCUGCACUGACAUCAUGAGGUCCCUCUCAAAGCAGGGCUCAGAAACCCAGAAAUGUAGUCAGGAGGAGGUAUCUGCUACCAAAUAAUGUGGGUGUCUAUUGUUGGUGUAGCCACUGAUGGGGUCUCAAUAAUGUUUUCGCUUGUGUGAUGAUAUCAUUGUACUACAAACAGGAGGGAAAGAAAUACUGAGUAACUUCAUAUCAUGUAAUUAUGUACAAAACAGUUUUAAUUUAUUUUGUUCUCUUUAGAAGUAUAUUAAGAGAAAGACAUUUGCGAAUGUUUUCCUCUUUUAAGUGUUUGCUAAAAAGAAGCAAAGUGUUGCGUUAUUUUAUGUGGAUAGCUUCACAUCAGCACACUAUAUUCGAGGUAACUCAUCAGAUUUAUGGUUUUACCAAUGGAAGAGAUGUUGAAAAUCCAGUAAUUCUUACUUGCAUGGUGUCCCAGUUUUGAAAUGAACAAUGGUCAUGUUAUUCACCCAGCCCUCAUCAGAGGUGUAGUAUCUCAGUGUGUGAAGUGACCCGCAAGCAACUUCCAUCAGAAGAUUCCAACUUGGGGGAAAAAAAGUCAAUGGACAUCUUUAUGCUUGUGAAUUAACUGAGGUUUAAAAGUGCACUAAAAAAAAUUGAAAAAAAAUCAAUAAAAAAAAUUGUAUUGUGCCAGAUUGCCUGGUGUUCAUUGAUAACUUUGUGUUGGCAUGUGCACACUUCCACUGUUAGACUCUCAGCAUGUGGCAGGUUAAACAGAGUAGAUUGUGUGUUUUCUAAGAUGUGUGCAUGCGUAAUGCUCCAGUGUGACUUCAGAUUACAAACUGACAGCUAUUAAUGAUCGUUUCAAACUUUUUACUGCUGCUAAUUGUGUUUAUAGUAAAGCUUUUUCUUAACUUGUAAUGGGUUUGUAAGAAUUGAAAAUGAAACAAAACAUCUAGCUGCAAAAGAGCCGUUUUGCCAGUAAAUUCACUUUGAAAUAUUGAGUUAAGAUGUAGGAUGUAAGAAACUAAUAUACAAGAAUAAGUGUUAAUUUUUACAGUUAAAAUUUUUGCAAUGAUAUAUUUUACAUUAAAAUGUCAAGUUUUUAAAUUUUUUUCUGAUAGGGUGCAGUGUACUCAGAAAAUUGGUGACUAACACCUUUCCUCCACGUUCGUUACAGUCUCAUUCCCCAUCUCUGUGUAGGUCGUUUGUCAUUUUUCUACACCACCUUCCAUUUAUUUCUAGUUGAGAGGUGAAGAGACUGUGGUUUACAGUUCAUUUCUCUCUGCCUUUGAUAACGUUGCUUUGCGGUUGACUAGUGGAAGACUGAUCAACGACAUUUCACUUUUUCUGUUCACCUAAGCUGAAAAACAUUCGAAAUGAUAUGGCACCACCACAGCAGAUUCACUGAAGACCAACAGGAUACUCGUCAGGUUAGAAUGAUGGGCAACUUUUGAGCUGUCCAGUCAGGUUUGAAACAGUCCGCGUUGGGCUGCCUUAAUGAAUGAGUGAGCUCUUGGGAUAUUGACUACCUUCCAGUGUAUGCAAAUAACGUUCGCCAUGAAUGAGGAAGUAGACAGUUUAGCAGUGGUAAUAAUGCUGCUUUUCUUUCACUCAAACCUAAAUCCAUGCUCUUAACCUAGCACGUUACCUCUAAGGUUUAUAUAUUUUCAAAGCCAGGUAUGUUAUGUCCUCUGCUGCCUGCCAUUUGUAAAGAGAGUCUAACAUUUACUAUUUGUAGUAAAGUAGGUUUCUUGUUUCGUUGUGGGAGUGGAAGAAGCAACCAUCCAGAGUCCAACUAGACUCAGCAAUAAAGAAGGCGUGUCCUUUAUUCGAAAAUGUGCUAUAGAUAAACCAUGCAUUAGAAUGUAUAGAAACAGUUUGUCUUGUGACCUAGUGCUUUGAAGUAAAACAAAACCAUGUAAUCCAACUUGAUGCACAUGCACAAAAAGGAAGGUACAUGAAGAUCAUAUACUGUCAAAACAAAUCAAAAACAGGAUCAGAUUCCUCAUGGUGCUUGUUAUUAUUAUUAAUCCUGCUUGACACUUUACCCAAGGGAAGACUGUCCCUUUAUCAGUUGAAUGUUAGCAGUGUUGAGUCGCAUAGGUUGCUGAAUGGUAAGAGAAUUUCAUGUACUCAACCAAUCACAAUGGAUUUUACUGUGCAAAGGACAGCAAUCUUUCUUGUAUGUUAAAACCACCAGUUCGCUUUGUACAUGUGAUAACGCCUGUUUUAUAUUCAAAUGAACAAAUAAAAGCUUUUAUUUUUGUUGCUCUGAAAA